This is a messenger RNA of Trichomycterus rosablanca, 6259 nucleotides long. It is a transcript of the gene col4a5, whose product is annotated as collagen, type IV, alpha 5 (Alport syndrome). The transcript is spliced from 49 exons. Gene Ontology annotation, biological process: extracellular matrix organization. Gene Ontology annotation, cellular component: collagen trimer; basement membrane. The record is from RefSeq and is a predicted model, not a curated record. Gene Ontology annotation, molecular function: extracellular matrix structural constituent conferring tensile strength. NCBI's taxonomy places the organism in Eukaryota, Metazoa, Chordata, Actinopteri, Siluriformes, Trichomycteridae. The coding region runs from base 72 to 5090 and encodes 1672 amino acids.
AGAAUAUGAAAAGUUCCACAUACUCUCACGGUGCUGAUUGUCAAUGCUGAGAGGGUGGAUUGUAUAAAAAAAUGAAUAAAAAGUUUAAAAGUCUGCUGAACUUGCUGCUUUUCAUAAGUCUGUGUAUAGGAGUUCAGGAAAGUGAGUCGGCGGCAUGUCAUGGCUGUGGGACGGGCUCUAAGUGUGACUGCACUGGAGUAAAAGGGGAGAAGGGUGAUAGAGGUUUUCCAGGCCUCUCGGGUCAGCCAGGUGUACCAGGAUUCCCUGGACCAGAAGGGCCACUUGGAUCUCUUGGAGAGAAGGGUGACGAUGGACUUCCAGGGCCACCUGGACCUAAAGGAAUAAGGGGACCUCCAGGGCUGCCCGGAUUUGCAGGAACUCCAGGAAUUCCAGGUAUUCCAGGACAGGAUGGCCCUCCAGGACCAAAAGGAAUUGCCGGUUGUAACGGAACAAAGGGUGAGAGAGGAUUUCCAGGAGGUUCAGGUCUCCCAGGUUUAGAUGGAGAGCCGGGCCCUCCUGGUUUUUCUGGCCAGAAGGGAGAGCCUAGUGAUGUCAUUUAUUCAGAAGAUUUUGGCCCAAAAGGGGAACCUGGGCGUGAGGGUUCACCAGGUCCUAAGGGACAGCCGGGACUGCCUGGAUUGCAAGGUCCUGUUGGUCCUUCUGGCCAGAGAGGUUACCAGGGUCCUCCUGGUCUUCCUGGACCAUCAGGUCCUAAGGGAAAUAUGGGACUGAACUUCCAAGGGCCAAAAGGAGAGCAGGGUUAUCAGGGGGUACAGGGACCUCCGGGGCCACCAGGGCAAGUUGAUGAGUUUAGUAGACCAACCGAUGUUGUGAUUCAGCAAGGAGAGAAGGGUGAUCGUGGACCACCUGGACAAACUGGAUUUACUGGCCCUCCUGGACUGCCUGGAACAUCUGGAGGACAGAAAGGAGGGAAGGGUGAGCCAGGAGAACUUGGAAAACGGGGAAAACCUGGUAAAGAUGGAGAUCCUGGUCCUCCUGGAUAUCAAGGCGUGAAAGGAGACAUUGGUAACCCCGGUUUAACAGGAAGAGAUGGUGAAAGGGGUGACAAAGGUGAGCGAGGAUUAACAGGACCUCCGGGACAGGUGGUAAUAGGACCAGGAAACCAGAUAGGACAGAAAGGAGAUCCUGGUCCAUCGGGACUCCCUGGAAGGAAAGGAGAGUCGGGUUCACAGGGUGUCCCAGGCCCAACAGGUCGACCGGGAACUCCAGGUAUCGGAGGUCAAGGCCCACCAGGUCAACCUGGUUUUCUGGGAGAUAAAGGUCUAAAGGGAGAUGAGGGACAGCCUGGACUCCCUAUCCCAGGUCCACCUGGAAGAGCUGGACUACCAGGACAACCAGGACUUCCAGGACCACCAGGAUCAUCCUCUCCAGAUAACUGCAUUCCAGGUGCUCCUGGUCUUCCAGGCCAGCUGGGUGACCGUGGUUUCCCUGGAGAGAUUGGUCAAAAAGGUGAAAAGGGUGAAACAUGUGUGAAUUGUUUUUUUAAUGGAAACCCCAUUCCGGGACCACAGGGUCCACCUGGACCUCCAGGAAACCCAGGCUUUCCUGGAUCCCCUGGUCCUAAUGGAGAAAGAGGAUUUGCUGGCGGUCCUGGUCAACCUGGGAUACCAGGUGCUCCUGGAUCACAGGGUGUACCUGGACCACAGGGAGAAAAGGGUGAUCCUGGUGACGCCAUUGGUGGUGGUGUAAAGGGAGUAAAGGGAGACACAGGAUUUCCUGGCUCUCCAGGACUUCCCGGCCCAACUGGGCCAUCUGGUCGGAAUGGCUUUCCAGGACCACCUGGUCCCAAAGGAGCACCUGGUCCUCUUCUGGCAAAAGGUCAGCCUGGCCCUCCUGGUCCUCCUGGUCUCACAGGUCCUUCUGGAGACAGAGGCUCCCCUGGUCCCCCAGGAUAUGGCCCACCUGGAAGUCUUGGAGAGAAAGGAUUCCAGGGUGUGUCAGGAAGGCCAGGAAACCCUGGAACACCAGGCCAAAAAGGUGAUCCAGGUGAAACUCUUUCUGAAAAAGGGGAACGUGGAAAUCCAGGACGUGAUGGAGACUCUGGUCUACCAGGAAACCCAGGUAACCCAGGUUUAUCUGGACAACCUGGAACCCCUGGAUUUCCUGGUUCCAAAGGAGAGCCUGGUCUCCUGGGCAUUGGCUUACCUGGACCUCCAGGUUCUAAAGGUUUCCCAGGUAUUGCGGGCAAUCCAGGAACACCUGGAAGGCCUGGACCUCCUGGAGUUGAUGGACUACCUGGCAACCCUGGAGCCCCUGGGCCUAAGGGAGACCCUGGUUUUGGUAUUCCUGGUCCUCAGGGUCCCCAAGGUUUGCCUGGCAGUAAGGGUAAUCCUGGACCUAAAGGUGAUCCUGGUUUCCCUGGAGGUCCUGGUUCCUCGGGUCGACCAGGUGUUAAUGGUGCUCCUGGAGCCAAAGGUGAACCUGGUUUAGGUGGUGCCCCUGGUCCUCAAGGCCCCCCAGGCCCUCCUGGUUUUGGUGUAAGGGGUCCCCUUGGACCCCCUGGACCUAAUGGCCCUAUGGGCCCUCCUGGUCUUCCUGGUUUGAAUGGUGAAAAAGGAGACCCUGGACCCCCUGGUCUGGAUCUUCCAGGUUUGCCUGGUGACUCAGGAGCCCCAGGCUUACCCGGACCUUCUGGUCCGUUAGGUCCUCCUGGUAACCCAGGUCUCCCUGGUCAAGAUGGACAACCUGGAUACCCUGGACCAAAGGGAGACAUGGGUGUGAUGGGUACUCCAGGACCUGCUGGUAACUCUGGAAUCCCUGGUUCCCUAGGUGCACCUGGACCAAAAGGUGACAAUGGUGUUCCUGGACGGUCAGGAGCCACAGGUCUACCUGGACUUAAGGGAGAUAAAGGUGAUCAAGGUAUACCAGGUCCACCAGGACAAAUGGUUGAUACUUUUAAAGGACAAAAAGGAGAACCAGGACCACCUGGUUUUACUGGAGGUCCAGGAGUAAAAGGUAUUGCUGGUCUUCGUGGUGAUCCUGGUCUCCCUGGACUAGAUGGACGUCCUGGAAGCCCUGGACCCCCAGGUCCCAAGGGAGAGCCUGGAAACCCAGGACAACCAGGACCUCAAGGCACCCCAGGAUUUAAAGGCAGUAUGGGUGAGAUGGGUUUGCCAGGUUCUCCCGGAAUUAAAGGAAACCCUGGUCAACUUGGCCGUUCUGGGGCUUCUGGUUCUCAAGGAGCACCAGGAUUCCGAGGACCAAAAGGAGAGCCUGGAACACCAGGCUUUGGGCUGCCAGGAUCUCCAGGAGCCAAGGGUGAUCCUGGCACACCUGGUAUCCCCGGAAGCCAAGGGCCAAAAGGACAAUCAGGACCUCCAGGAUUUUCAGGAACCCCUGGUAGUCCUGGCCAGAAUGGUGAGCCAGGACCUCCUGGAUUCCAAGGUGCACCUGGGAGUCCUGGUGCUAAAGGGUUGAAUGGAGUUCCAGGUCCUCCAGGUAUUCCAGGAAACGCAGGAAAGCCCGGAGACCCAGGCAUUUUUGGUCGACCUGGUUUACCUGGUGGAAAAGGUCAAGCUGGUUUAGAUGGUAUUCCUGGAGCAGCGGGAGAAAAGGGAGAGCCAGGUAUUCCUGGUUAUGGAGUCCCAGGUCCUCCUGGUUCCCCUGGAAUGCCAGGUACCAAAGGAGACCCUGGUCUACCUGGCCAGCCUGGUGGCCCUGGUUACCCAGGACCAAAAGGUGAACAGGGAUUUUCUGGUUCAUCAGGCGGUCCUGGUCCUCAAGGCCCUCCUGGUGCUCCUGGUCUGCCUCUGCAGGGGCCUAAAGGUAUCCAAGGUCCUUCUGGACCACCAGGACGAAUCGGUCUUCCUGGUCCAGAGGGGCCCCGCGGACCACCAGGUACUGGAGGAACGAAGGGAGAAAAGGGUUUCACUGGAACCCCUGGAACACCUGGCUUCCCUGGAGAGAAAGGAGACCCUGGACCUCCUGGCUUUAUGGGUACUUUUGGUUCUCCUGGAUCUACUGGACUUAAAGGAGACAUCGGCCUUCCUGGUGUUAUAGGAUUCCCAGGUCCUAAAGGUCUGUCUGGUUUGCCUGGAAAUCCUGGACGGCCAGGAGAACGUGGUGAAAUUGGCUCUCCAGGAGCUCCUGGUGAGCCAGGUCCAGUUUCGGCUCCAAUUGUGGUGAAGGGUUUGAGAGGCCCAGCAGGUUCACCUGGCCAAUCGGGAGAUCGAGGACUACCAGGAGCUCAAGGACUCGAGGGCCUGGCAGGUCAGCCUGGUUUCCCUGGUGACCUGGGCCCUGACGGACCACCAGGAUUCAGCGGCUCCCCUGGAAGGAAGGGAGAUCCAGGAUCAUCCGGUCAGCCAGGUGGUCGGGGUUUACCUGGCCCUCCUGGUUCAGACGGGCCCCAGGGUCAACCAGGUCUUCCAGGUUCAGCAUCAGCAGCCCAUGGAUUCCUGAUUACACGUCACAGCCAGACUACAGAGGUGCCAGGCUGCCCUUCUGGGACCUCAAUCAUCUAUGAUGGCUACUCUUUACUCUAUGUGCAGGGUAAUGAGAGGGCUCAUGGCCAGGACCUGGGUACUGCUGGAAGUUGCCUACGACGUUUCAGCACCAUGCCUUUUAUGUUCUGCAACAUCAACAAUGUGUGCAACUUUGCCUCCCGAAAUGACUACUCUUAUUGGCUGUCUACACCUGAGCCGAUGCCCAUGAGCAUGGAACCCAUCAAGGGCGAGAACAUCAAACCCUUUAUCAGCAGAUGUGCUGUAUGUGAAGCUCCAGCAAUGGUGAUUGCAAUCCACAGCCAGACCAUCCAGAUACCAAAAUGCCCACAGAACUGGGACUCUUUGUGGAUUGGCUAUUCCUUCAUGAUGCACACUAGUGCAGGUGCUGAGGGAUCUGGUCAGGCUUUAGCCUCACCCGGAUCCUGUCUGGAGGAAUUCCGCUCCUCUCCCUUUAUUGAGUGCCACGGCCGCGGAACCUGCAACUACUACGGAAACUCCUACAGCUUCUGGCUGGCCACUAUCGAAUUGAGUGAAAUGUUCAGGAAGCCAGCAUCUGAGACCCUGAAAGGAGGAGAUCUUCACCAGCGUGUGAGCCGCUGUAUUGUGUGUAUGAAGAGGACGUAACGCAGUGAUGCUAAUGCUAACGUGAUCUCUUACUAGGGAUCAGCACCACAGCGACUGCAACAGUUGGAGAACAGGUGGAAUUCAUGUGGUGCAUUAUUUUUAAUUUCAACUCAAGUUCAAUGGUGCUACUGUGCAACACAGCAAAAAAACUGAACAAACCUAGUCUUUUUAAAAGAUGUACCUCAUAAAGAGACAGAAACAAGUGCCAUGAUGGAUAUGUGACAAAAAAGUGCAUUUUUACCCUCUUACCUUAACUUUUCCUUUUUUUAAAGAAAUUAUUUUCUUAACAGAAUUGUGAUGUUGUUAUACAAGCAAAAUCUUUUUGGAGAGAAGUACUAUUUUUACAUGUUGCUUGAGGCAUGAAAUUGUCUCUGUGUUACCAAAUCGGCACUUUGAACAUCAUCAAGAAAAAAAAUGCACUGACUACAUUAGUAAAACUGCAUUUUUUAAAAUGCUUUUCUUCAUCAUUUUCCAUCUUUUUAUUUUUUUUUCUCCACUUCACAGUGAUAUUAACAGUGGUGUAUCCAAAAAAGCUUCUAUCCCUUUUGUAAGUAAUUAAAUGUGUAUAUUGUGUAAAACACCAUUUUAAUCUAAAAUGUUUAUGUGGUACUUUUAUAUAUUUUUUAAUUCUUUUGCCUUUCACUUACACCAUCACACUCAUCACAAAACACUCGUUUUAUAAAGCUCACUUAUUCACUGACUGUAAAAACUUUUUUGUUUAAUAAAACAGUAUUUUAUAUGAAUAUAAAUAUAUAUUACAAGAAUGAAUAUAUAUCAUGCUUGAAUUGGCUGUGUUUUGUUAUAAUUUUGUUUUCUAAUCAUCAGGUGCUCUAAUAAACUACUGAUAAAGAAACUUAAGUUGAAGGCCCUUUUAAAUGCAGUGUUCAUUAAGCUGAUCACACUGCCCACUUUCCUUUUAUUUAAGGCAUUUAAAUCUAAAAGAGCCAAUGAAUAAUUUGACUAUUAAAUCUGCUUAAAGACAAAUCAUCGUGAAGGGCAGGAAUUUGUAUUUCAAAUUAUUAUUUUAAUUUUGAUUUUUUUUUCCCCCAAACUUGUAAAGUGAAUAACGACUAUUGAAGUCUGCAUGAUUUAGUCAACACAUUUCAGCAGUAUUCAGUGUUUCAUUGUUUAACAAAAGAAGAUCUGCAGUCUGCAAACAGUAUGGCCAA